Molecule: messenger RNA, 627 nt
Organism: Penicillium bovifimosum
Lineage: Eukaryota; Fungi; Ascomycota; Eurotiomycetes; Eurotiales; Aspergillaceae
Exons: 1
Coding region: 1-627 (208 amino acids)
Source: RefSeq, a predicted model, not a curated record
AUGCCACAACAACGCCACCACAGAAGACACCACACAUGGCCGCACUGCGGCUCAGAAUUGUGCAUGCGUCAGCCACACAACCUAGAUAUCCACGUCUCAAAGCCAGACGCCGGUCCCGCGCGCUACAUCGCGCCGUCCUUCCAGACAGCUGCAAGCGUCAGACAAAACGAGCUACUCUGCGACGACAUGGGGAUGCCAGAACUAACCCGACAACCGAAGAGGGUAUCUCGGCUUUGGUUUCGGUCGAAUAAGGCGCGAACCGGAACCGACCAGAUUGCUCUGUCGGGGUCGACGGGGCAGACUAGGAUUGCUUAUUGGGGUGUGUUGCGGCGGUUGACACGUCGGCCGCCUAUGAUUAAGUCGAGGUCUCUGGUUGGUGUGCCUUCGGUUACGGGGUCAGGUCGGAAUUAUGUGGCUACUGGCAGUGGUUGGGUGAUGUUGCAGGGAAUAAAACAGGACUUUGUUGGGGGGUCUGGUGGAGAUAGACUAGCUGGGGAGGUUGUUGAUGCCGCGAGGAUUCCGAGCGUUCUGAGCGAGAGACGGCAUCGGAGGCGUCAUUCUGAGCAGCCGCGGGCGUGGAGGGAACCGAGUGCUGCGCUUUGGACGGUGAAGGAACAUGAGGAGUGA